Molecule: messenger RNA, 846 nt
Organism: Harpegnathos saltator (Jerdon's jumping ant)
Lineage: Eukaryota; Metazoa; Arthropoda; Insecta; Hymenoptera; Formicidae
Exons: 3
Coding region: 323-655 (110 amino acids)
Source: RefSeq, a predicted model, not a curated record
CAUGGAGUCUUAGCUUUAUAGUCCGUUCUUUUAGCUGAAACACCGCGAAUAACGACGUAUAUGUGUUGGGUCUAUAAGUCGAGUGAGAACAAAUAUAAUUAUCUCACUCUAACUUAUUAUUAUUACUCCAAUUCAGUGCAUUUAAAAAGACCAGUUUAUGUUAAACUUCCUACAGACAUUCUACAAAUGGCGGAUGCUCUUUUGGCGCGUUCAUGUCAUCUUUAUUUUAUUCCAUUUAAUUUUUCGUGGUUACAAUUCCAUGACGUCGGUUGAAGGUCAGUUUACGAAAUGCACAUCAACAUUAUAACUAAAACUCUUAGCAAUGUCGUCCCAGAGGAGCAAGUCAGCAGAAAGCGACGUCGGAAUAAAAAUUCACGAUACAUUAAUGGCUAUCAACGAUAUUACUCUGAAGAUAAAGAAGGAGCUGGAAUUGAUCGAGGAACUUGUGAAAGAAAAUGGGCACUUGUAUACUGCAAUUACUACAGCUAAUGAAACAUUAUCUUGGAAGGUUCAAAAAAUGGGAUUAAAUGUGGAACAUAUUAUGAAUGAGGUCAAAAGCAAAGACAGAUUGGAACCGAAUAUUUUAGGUACGAUUACUUCGUCUGAAAUUACAGAGCGGUUGUUGAGUCAAAUGGAUAUCUUAGAUAUAGAAUGAUUUUUGCUUAAUUAAUAUAUUUUUUCUGAACUUCUACAUAAAAGUUAUAAAAUUCUUCAGACCAAUAUAUACAUUGUACAAAAGAAUGAUCUUUCUAAAUUUCCCUGAUAUUAUUUUACGUAUAUAUUUAAUUUUUGAUUAGCAGUUUGCAAAAUAUUAAAUUAUCAAAAUAGUAAAUAAUAUUAUGGCUA